This is a messenger RNA of Dentiscutata erythropus, 420 nucleotides long. The record is from the annotation of a GenBank genome assembly. NCBI's taxonomy places the organism in Eukaryota, Fungi, Glomeromycota, Glomeromycetes, Diversisporales, Gigasporaceae.
AUGGGUGAGGAAUUACAAUCAUUUCUUGACAAACUGCUUCUAAGGCAUGUUUCACUUGUUAAGAUAGAUGGUUUAAAAGCGAUCACAAUAACCGAUCAGGAUGGUGUCAUAUUAAUAAAAUCCGUGUUAAAUGAUGUGCCACCAAGAAUGCUUGAGCCUGCAAUAUCUACAACCUUUGCAGCAGUUAGUGAACAAGCAUCCAAAUUGGGUUUGAAAAAAAAUAAAUCUAUUGUCAGCUUAUAUGAACUUUAUCAAAUCGUACAAUUUAAUCAUUCACCUUUAAUAACUACAUUGAUUGCUGAUUCCAAUGCAAAUACUGGUGUAUUAUUAGAUCUUGAAAAUGAGUUAAAAGAUAUAACAGACACAAUUGCAGUAGCUCUAUCUGAAAGACAUGGCAUUUCAAUUAAUGUUUCUGGAUAA